Messenger RNA from Ostertagia ostertagi, 378 nucleotides. Lineage: Eukaryota; Metazoa; Nematoda; Chromadorea; Rhabditida; Trichostrongylidae. The record is from the annotation of a GenBank genome assembly.
AUGUAUGAAAUGAUGUGUGGCCGAUUGCCAUUUUAUUCACGUGAUCAUCAGAAGCUGUUUGAAUUGAUAAUGGCAUCCGAGUUACGAUUUCCUAGCAAACUUAGUGCUGAAGCAAAACAGCUACUAGCUGGACUGCUGUUCAAAGAUCCUACUCAACGCUUGGGAGGUGGACCAGACGACGCUUUGGAAGUUUGCCAGCAACCGUUCUUCAAGCCUAUUGAUUGGGAAAAGUUGUAUAGAAAAGAGAUCGAACCCCCGUACAAACCGUCAGUUCAAAGCGAGACGGAUACGAGCUAUUUCGAUAAGGAAUUCACCUCGGCUCCCGUCCAGCUGACCCCUCCACCUGCCCGAUCCGACCUUUUAGCCUACUGUGGAUGA